Messenger RNA from Diceros bicornis minor, 2240 nucleotides. It is a transcript of the gene HNRNPF, whose product is annotated as heterogeneous nuclear ribonucleoprotein F. Bases 375 to 1619 code for a protein of 414 amino acids. The record is from RefSeq and is a predicted model, not a curated record. Gene Ontology annotation, cellular component: ribonucleoprotein complex; nucleoplasm. The transcript has 2 exons. Lineage: Eukaryota; Metazoa; Chordata; Mammalia; Perissodactyla; Rhinocerotidae. Gene Ontology annotation, biological process: regulation of RNA splicing. Gene Ontology annotation, molecular function: RNA binding.
CAAACCCCUUCACCGUGUCUCGGUACCCCCGCCCCGGGAGCUCGGCGUCCGGGACCGCUGCUGUGCUUCCCGCCGAAACCGCUCAGACGCGCCCCUGGCGGCCUGUGGCGGCGGCUGCGAGCUUGAGACCGCAGUUUCAACCCUCGUGCGAAGCGUUUGCCCACAGCCAGUUGAGUUUCAAUUUCAGGUUAAUAACAAAAGGACAUGCACCUGGACUUUCCCCGGAGCCCUCUGCGUGUUUAAGCGUCGGGUGGAGUUGGGGGGUCCUUUGGCUGUAAACCGCGCUUGCUUGAUGAAAAUAGGAAUCAGUCUUGCUCCUCUCGGCGCCACAAAAAGCAUCCAAGCUUGUUUGACAUCUGUCCUGUCAAGUGUCCAUGAUGCUGGGCCCUGAGGGAGGUGAAGGCUUUGUGGUCAAGCUCCGUGGCCUACCCUGGUCCUGCUCUAUUGAGGAUGUGCAGAAUUUCCUCUCCGACUGCACAAUUCAUGAUGGGGCCGCAGGUGUUCAUUUCAUCUACACUAGAGAAGGCAGGCAGAGUGGUGAGGCUUUUGUUGAACUUGAAUCAGAAGAUGAUGUAAAAAUGGCCCUUAAAAAAGACAGGGAAAGCAUGGGACACCGUUACAUUGAGGUGUUCAAGUCUCACAGAACCGAGAUGGAUUGGGUGUUGAAGCACAGCGGUCCAAACAGCGCUGACAGCGCGAAUGAUGGCUUCGUGCGGCUUCGAGGACUCCCAUUUGGAUGCACCAAGGAAGAAAUCGUUCAGUUCUUCUCAGGGUUGGAAAUUGUGCCAAACGGGAUCACACUGCCUGUGGACCCCGAGGGCAAGAUAACAGGGGAAGCCUUUGUUCAGUUUGCCUCACAGGAGUUAGCUGAGAAGGCUCUAGGGAAGCACAAGGAGAGAAUAGGGCACAGGUAUAUUGAAGUGUUCAAGAGCAGUCAGGAAGAGGUUAGGUCAUACUCAGAUCCCCCUCUGAAGUUCAUGUCUGUACAGCGGCCAGGGCCCUAUGACCGCCCAGGUACAGCUAGGAGAUAUAUUGGUAUUGUCAAGCAAGCGGGCCUGGAGAGGAUGAGGUCCGGUGCUUACAGUACAGGCUAUGGGGGCUAUGAGGAGUACAGCGGCCUCAGCGAUGGUUACGGCUUCACCACCGACCUGUUUGGAAGAGACCUCAGUUACUGUCUCUCGGGGAUGUAUGACCACAGAUACGGAGACGGCGAAUUCACUGUCCAGAGCACCACUGGACACUGUGUCCACAUGAGGGGGCUGCCGUACAAAGCCACAGAGAACGACAUUUACAACUUCUUCUCUCCACUCAACCCCGUGAGAGUCCAUAUUGAGAUCGGCCCUGAUGGAAGAGUGACGGGCGAAGCCGAUGUUGAGUUUGCCACUCAUGAAGAAGCCGUGGCAGCUAUGUCCAAAGACAGGGCCAACAUGCAACACAGAUACAUAGAACUUUUCUUGAAUUCCACAACAGGGGCCAGCAAUGGGGCAUAUAGCAGCCAGAUGAUGCAAGGCAUGGGGGUGUCAGCCCAGUCUACUUACAGUGGCCUCGAGAGCCAAUCAGUGAGUGGCUGUUAUGGGGCUAGCUACAGUGGCCAGAACAGCAUGGGUGGAUAUGACUAGUUUUGUAGGAGCAUUUGAGUUAUUUCAAUCAAAUUUUCACAGGCAGCCAACAAGCAGUGAAAAGCAGUUAUUACUGUAGAGGAAGCUGUGGGACCCAUUAUGCACCAUGAGUUUGUGAAAUCUGGAUUAAAAAAAUUACCUCUUCAGUGUUUUCUCAUGCAAACUUUCUUCUAGCAUGUGAUAUUGAGUAAACUAAAACUAUUUUCAGCUUUUCUCAAUUAACAUUUUGGUAGUGUACUUCAGAGUGAUGUUAUCCAAGUUAAAGUAGUUUUAAGUACAUUAAAUGUGGAUCUUUUACACCGCAUCACCGUGAACACAUUGGGGAGACAUGCUUUUUUGGAAAACUCAAGGUGCUAGAUCCCUAAUUCAAAGAGGAACAUUUCUCAUGUUUGUUCAUUCUAGUUUAUUUUCAUUUAAAAUCUUUUAGGUUAAGUUUAAGCUUUUUAAAAAGUUAGUUUUGAAAAUUGAGACACAUUACUAAUACUGUAGGAAUUGGUGAGGCCUUGACUUAAGACUUUCUUUGUACUGUGAUUUCCUUUUGGGUGUAUUUUGCUAAGUGAAACUUGUUAAAAUUUUUGUUAACUAAAUUUUUUUCUUAAAAUAAAGACUUUUUCACAAUGA